This is a messenger RNA of Durusdinium trenchii, 642 nucleotides long. Lineage: Eukaryota; Dinophyceae; Suessiales; Symbiodiniaceae. The record is from the annotation of a GenBank genome assembly.
AUGGCCCGGCAGUUGAUCGGGCCAGAUGUCGUGGUACCUCCACUUCCACCAUCUUCCAACUUCCGCCAAUCCGAGCGGAAUGUAGACCAGCAGGGGGACAAGCAGGUGGAAAAGCCGAAGGCGAUGGAAAUCCUGCGAACUGAAAAAGAGGAGGCAUGCUGCCUGGAGGCAGAGAUGACAGCGGUCAGACCGGGCCGACGCCGCUGCGUCGGUUGGCGAGGAACGCAGCCAGACGGACCAGCGUCGGUGAACCCGAAGGGCGAGAAGGGGCCACCCGAAAUCCACCCGUUGGUCUUCGACUGGAAGCGAGUCCCCAAGGGUGAACGACUGGGGUGUGAGACGACCACGCGCCGGAUGGACGCAGAUCACGUGGUCUUCUUCGACUCGGAGCCGGACCUCGAGCCCGAGCGUGGGCAGCAGAUCUUGCGGGUCAUCUUCAUCCACUUCGCCGGCAUCAACACGCCAGCUGGCGCGAAAGCGCUCAUGUGUUGCCCCAACGUCCAGCACCUGUAUAUGGUCGCGCUCACCCGACAGCAGGCGUCGGGCUACGUGAAGGAGAUGGUGAAGUACCUGCAGCUGAAUGAGAAGAGCUUGAGGAUGGUACACUUUCAGGAUCAGAUCGUGAAGGGAUCUGACUUGUGA